UCUUCUGAAUGGUUGUUUGACCCCUGAACCUCAACUCCUCCUCCUCCGCCCUCCUUGUUGUGAUGAUCCGACACCUGCAUUGGGGGGGCUGCAGGCCGUCAGCAGAAAACGAUUGACGGAUGAUCCCGUCUCCGCCUUCCACUCGACUCCGACAAGAUGCACAAAUGUUACAAUCGCCAGCCUCGAAAAUAUGGGAAUGGCUUUUCCAAUCCUUUUGAACUCCGUUGUCCCUUUUUCCGUCCUCUAUCCCGUUGUACAGAAUCUCCUCCCAGCCCUUUCUCAAACAGGCGUUGUUGUUGUUGUUGUUGUUGUUGUGGUUUCUGCUGUGUGGCCGUCGAUAAAGGCCAGCCGGUCGCACCAGCUUUUUUCGCCUCGGUCGUGAUUAUUGGGUAUAUGGUCUUCGAGGUUCUAUAUAUCGAUAACGACCGCGAAAGCGGAAUGAAGGAUGGCAUCCGAUUGAUGCCAAGACGUUCCCUGGUCUCAGAUGUUAGCACAACCUCCGUACGACAACAGAUCCGUAACAGGAGCGGGAACCGACGUGCAAGACAUUUCAGAGUGUUUGAGAAGAUUGUUGUAACGCGGUUUUUGUCAGCGUUUGUCUUCUCGCCCAUGGGAGUUGGACCCAGAGGCGAGAAAGACAUCUGAUGGCCCCGCGGCCGUCAUCAUAGAAUAUUGCUAUGGAAAGGAAAAAAACGAAAAUUGGAAAUACACACCUAACGGUAGGUUUGGAGAGACUUGCAUGUUCUUGCGCAAGUUCACAUAGGGCCCUCUCUCCAG
Molecule: messenger RNA, 777 nt
Organism: Neurospora tetraspora
Lineage: Eukaryota; Fungi; Ascomycota; Sordariomycetes; Sordariales; Sordariaceae
Exons: 1
Coding region: 157-645 (162 amino acids)
Source: RefSeq, a predicted model, not a curated record